Messenger RNA from Beta vulgaris subsp. vulgaris (sugar beet), 1802 nucleotides. RefSeq names its product tRNA (guanine(26)-N(2))-dimethyltransferase. Lineage: Eukaryota; Viridiplantae; Streptophyta; Magnoliopsida; Caryophyllales; Amaranthaceae. The transcript has 6 exons. Gene Ontology annotation, biological process: tRNA N2-guanine methylation. The record is from RefSeq and is a predicted model, not a curated record. Gene Ontology annotation, cellular component: nucleus. The coding region runs from base 1 to 1281 and encodes 426 amino acids. Gene Ontology annotation, molecular function: RNA binding.
AUGCCAAUUCUUUCACUCUUCUCCUCUUACUCUCAUCCAACAAUUCUUGCUUCCCAAAUUCCACCCACCUCUUCAAAACCCAAAAUCACCAAUUACCAAACUGAAAGAGGCCUUCAAUUCCAAGUGGGUGAUUCUUUUUUCCGCCAUGAAAGCUUCAUCGGCCGCGAUCUCGGUGUUCUCGCGGCCGCCCAUUACAAGCGUUCGAACCCCGAAUUACGGGUUCUUGACGCAAUGUGCGGAUGUGGUGUGCGGUCUAUUAGAUACUUGGCUGAAUCUAAGGCUGAUUUUGUACUUGCUAAUGAUGCAAAUGAAGAGAACAGGGGUUUGAUUUGUGGGAAUUUGUCCCAAAUUCCAAAGUAUUUAGAUGGUGAAAAGAGAUGGGUAGUUACUCAUUUGGAUGCUAAUAGAGUUAUGAGUGAGUGUUAUUUACAAAGGGAUUUCUUUGAUUUUAUUGAUGUUGAUUCAUUUGGGAGUGAUUCAAGUUUUUUGAGGUCUGCUUUUAAUGCUCUCAAAUUGGAUGGAUUGGUUUAUGUUACUUCUACUGAUGGUUACUCUGCUGGAGGACAUCGUCCCCAUAAUUCUUUAGCUUCAUAUGGAGCUUAUAUUCGGCCAAUGCCUUAUGCAAACGAGAUAGGGUUAAGAAUGCUUAUAGGUGGUGCAGUUCGUGAAGCUUGUGUGAUGGGAUACCAAGUUACUCCUCUCUUUUCAUAUUACUCAUACCAUGGACCUGUUUUUCGAGUUAUGUUGAGAUUUAAUCGUGGAAACCAACUAAGUCAUGACAUCAGCCAUUAUGGAUUCAUAAGCUAUUGUCAUAAUUGUGGAAAUUCUCAAGCAUUUACUUGGGGUGAACUUGGGAAGAUUUGUUGCUCCAAUUGCAAUAUUGUUCAGCAUCCUGGUUCGGUAGUUGUCUCAGGACCCCUUUGGACUGGACCACUACAUGAUGGUGGCUACCUUGCAGAGUUACUAGACUUGGCUCAACAAUGGGGUUGGAUAGGGAAUGGCGUCGGCCUCGAUUUGGAGAAGCUAAUUAGACUGAUGAUUGAUGAAAGCAAUCCAGAUUUACCAUUUGGCUACAUUAAACUUGAUCAGAUAGCUAAACGUGCAAAAGUGAAUUCUCCUCCCCUCAGAAGUUUCAUAAGCACCCUGCACCAGGAGGGUUAUGCUGCAAGUAGAUCCCAUAUAAGAUCAAAUGCGAUCAAGACAAAUUGUCCGAUGACAGCAUGUGUUAAGAUUGCGCAGGACUUUUACAAUCACCGAUUAAUUGACGACGGUAAAGUAUAAAUCAUGUCUCCAUAAAAUUUUCGUUACCAACCAUUACCACGCUGGAAGAUGGUAUUAAUUGGUGCCACAAAUUUUUCAAGGUAAAGACAUGUUUUUGAAUUAGACUCCUAUUACAUGGAUAUCGAUAUGAGGCCUUUCUUACAAAAUCAGAUCAGAACUCAUUAUCACAAUCAGUAUUACCAAAACAAACUAUAAGUUUGUGUUGAUCAAUGAUUAGUCGUGGAAUCGGGAGCUCUAAGGAGAGAUGCAAGAUAGCGGAGUUUGGGGAACUCCCAGGCAAUACAAUUCUUGUGCAUAAGACAUAGGUGUAAGCCAGUUUAGAAUAGAAGUGAAUCUUGAUCAAUGGAAGUGAUAUUGAAAGGACAUUAUUCACUUUAGAAGGUGCAAAGGACUCCAACACUAGGCAAUGAUUCCAUGAUUAUGUUUGAUCAUUCUUUGUUAUUUACUAGAGCAAUUGUAAUCCUAUAUUCAAUGAAGUAUGUAAUUGAGUUGUUUUUAUGAUCAACAGUAUUUUGAUUGCA